Molecule: messenger RNA, 909 nt
Organism: Pieris macdunnoughi
Lineage: Eukaryota; Metazoa; Arthropoda; Insecta; Lepidoptera; Pieridae
Source: the annotation of a GenBank genome assembly
AUGAAGUACGAUAGGAGACCUCUAAAACCUGAAUUGCAAUUGACACAAACACAAGAUAGACCGUUUCAGGAGUUAUUUAUCGAUACAUUUUCAAUAGAAGGACAAUAUUACCUCACUAUAGUAGAUGGUUUUAGUAAAUUAGGACAGGCAUUUUUAAUAAGUUCACGCUCAACUCCCGAAGUAGUUAGGGCUUUAAUAAAAUAUUUUUCUUUAUACGGCGUACCUGGACGAAUUAGUGCGGAUCCCGGAGCCGAGUUUAAUAAUGCAUUAUUAAGAGAUCUUCUAUCAUUUUACAAAAUAAAUCUUCACAUUAGUACUCCACAUAACCCCAACUCAAUGGGGAUAGUCGAAAGAUUUCAUUCCACCAUCAUCGAAAUAUAUAGAAUAGCUAAAUACGAACGGAAGAUAACUGAUGCGACGGAUGUAAUGACUUAUGCGAUUAUGUCUUAUAAUCAUUCAAUCCAUUCUACUACAGGCUUAACACCCUUUGAAGUCGUAUUUGGCCAUACCGAGUCUAAUCAUAUAUUUUCUGUAGAUUUUAAUAAAAUGUAUACACAACAAUUAGUUAAGGAACAUGCUCGAAAAACUAAAUUCUUAUAUCAAUAUUUAACCGAUAAAAUCAUACAUCAAAAACAGCAUUUAAUCGAGAAACAUGGCGGUGAAAAAGAGUUAGAAAUAGACAUAGGCGAUACCGUGUUUAUAAAGGGAGUUAACACGCGACGUAGUAAGGAUAAGGCACGUUAUCAAAAAGCCCGAGUAUUGGGUCCGAUUCAUAGAAACGUUGUUCCAGUGAUAACUCAGAAACGAAAAACUAAGGUACAUACUAAAGAUUUAAAACGCCCUUCACAGGUUGUUACUCCUGCUGGUACAUCUGACCCCAAGCCAGGCCCUUCAACUGCAAAAGAUUAA